Panicum virgatum (switchgrass) is the source of this 516-nucleotide messenger RNA. RefSeq lists its product as uncharacterized. Bases 1 to 516 code for a protein of 171 amino acids. The transcript has a single exon. Lineage: Eukaryota; Viridiplantae; Streptophyta; Magnoliopsida; Poales; Poaceae. The record is from RefSeq and is a predicted model, not a curated record.
AUGAGUUGGUUUGCAAGCCACGAGCAAGCACCAUUGCAGGACCCACCGACAGAGCCGCGCGCGAUUCGGUCGCACGCGGCGCCGGCGGAAGGACCUGCAGAGGCGCAUCAGCGCGCCAUCAGGAGGCGCAUCAGUGGCGCGCACGCGACGCGUCAAGCGGCGGCCGGCGCUCUCGGGCGGGGCCCGCUCCGCACCGCGCAUCAGGCGGUGGCCGGCGCUCGCGGCCGGGGUGGGUGCACUGCUGGGCCUGCGCUUCAGGCGGCGGCGGCCCCAGGCUCCCGCGCAUGCGCUCCUGCAGCGGCCUGCAGGGCCCGCGAGGCGGCCGGCCGGCCGGCCCGAGAUGCAAAGCGGCAGGCGCAGCCCGCGCAUGCAGCAGAGCCAGUGCCCCUACCGCCCGCGCAUGCUGCAGGGCUCGCGCCCCAAGGUGGCGGCCGGCCCGAGUCUGGCCGGAGGCACGGCGUUCGCCACCAGACCGACCGGCGGCUGUGCCAUGAGGAAGGAGCGGCUGCGCUCUGA